Messenger RNA from Varroa destructor (honeybee mite), 5566 nucleotides. RefSeq names its product nuclear pore complex protein Nup154 (gene Nup154). Gene Ontology annotation, molecular function: structural constituent of nuclear pore; protein binding. The record is from RefSeq and is a predicted model, not a curated record. NCBI's taxonomy places the organism in Eukaryota, Metazoa, Arthropoda, Arachnida, Mesostigmata, Varroidae. Gene Ontology annotation, biological process: protein import into nucleus; transcription-dependent tethering of RNA polymerase II gene DNA at nuclear periphery; protein localization to nuclear inner membrane. Gene Ontology annotation, cellular component: nuclear pore inner ring; nuclear pore.
GUCGGCGGUACGAGGGAAUUUCGCUACGAGUGCCGCGCUAAACCAAAGACUCAAUAGUGAAUGGUGUCGCUGGCUCAACAUAAUAGCAGAGACUUCUUAAACCUUAGCUGCGGUCCAAAUGAUCUGAAGGCAGAGCUUCCGUACCCGAUUUCUUCACCUUCGCUCGGGACCCGUGUGAGGGUUUGCCAACCGCUGGGCUUUAAGUGAUACCCUUUCCUGCUUGUGUUAUUGGAUCCUGUAGGCAAAAAACGGUUUCGUUUGAACUAAGACACUCGCAGCAAACGAAACGGUAUUAGAUCGUUACGUUUCGUGUUUGGUAAAUUCGAUUUCAAUGAUCGCCGAUUGCUUUGAGAUUGUCAUUCUUUGCACCUCCUCGAUGUUGGCCGAAUUGACCCGCGUCAAUCGAUUAAAAUCGGGGCCCACAGAAAGCUAACAAACCAGAUAGGUUGUUAGAAUUAACCUACUGUUUACUUUUUUCUACGUCUUCUCUACCUAUCUACACAUGCUUCCGAAGUGGAAACCUAAGAUUUGUGAAAGCACAGCGUAAAAGGUUCUCGCGAGUUUAAUAGUCUGACGGUUGUUGUUGCAUGUCUGUAGUAGUGCCAAAGUAAAACGCCAGAACGAGAUUUGAUAGCUCGAUCCGUGUUUCCCUAUUUUGAGCAGUGGGGAAUCAAGUCGUACCAACGGAUAUUCACCUCAACUUACUGAACAGUUCUAACAGAGGGCAAAAUUUAAGAUAGAGCCAUCAUGGAUCAACAGCAACAGCAACAGCAGACUAUGCCCAGUUCUCGUGAGCGGAUCGAGACAUCAAUGGGGCUUUUGAUGGCGCACAUGCAACGUGAUAAAGCCUCAUCCCAGCUAAUCGAUGCCCUCGGAGGGCAAGCCUGUUUUACUAAUCCAAGCCGGUCAGGUCUCAGCGAAACGGACUAUAUUAAACUGCCGUUAGGUCAAAUUGUCCGCGAAGAGAACCGGACUACGCUUCCGCCGGAGCUCGUUCAACACUUCCAACGAAUGCGGUGCCAAUUUCAGACGGGAGUGUUCGCGGAGAUUCAAAGGGCAUGGGCAGCUGUCGACUCCGAUUUGGUUAUUUGGAACUAUCGCACUGGUAAAGGCGUUGUCUAUUAUGACGGUAUUGAGAACGUAAUUCUGGCAGUCGAUCUGGUCCGACCAAAACCGAACAUAUUCAGAAGCCACGUCCACUACCUGCUGGCUGUAGCGACUCCCUCCGAAGUGGCAAUACUCGGUGUGACACUGGCUGAAAACUCGGCCAAUAAUGACAUCGAGCUUCAUUUUGUCAAUGAACCACUUUAUAGUUAUCCACUUGAAAAUAUUGUCGUUACGAAAAUUAAGGGCGCACGAAACGGCCGCAUUUUUCUAGGGGGUCAGGAUGGUUCGUUAUACGAAUUCAGUUAUUUCGCCCAACGCGGCUGGCUCCAAUCACUCUGUAAAUUGACAAACUGUUCUUCACGGUUCCCUCUGCUCAACAACCUGCUACCGGCACUCUUCCGUGGCUCGGACCCUGUCACUGAAAUCUGUAUCGAUAACGCUCGCCAAAUUCUGUACACACUCUCAGAUAAAGGGAUCAUUUCUGUCUAUGAUCUCGGUCAGGAUGGUCAAGAGAUGAUCUAUGUCGCUUCAGCGGGUGAGGAUACCCUGCUGAAAACAGUAACAGAUUGCGUUCCGACACAAAUUCGUCGAGUGAUUCACCUCGAAAGUUUACCGGUGGACGAAGCUGGCGCCGUUCAUCUGGUCGCGUUCACGCAGUCCGGUGCGCGGAUCUUUCUAACAACGUGUGAACCGGCAACAAAAACUGGAAGGCCAUGUCUCUUGUUGACUCUGCAUGUUCGGUUACCAUUGGCAUUGCCACAUAAAAUUACCAAGAUUUCAAAUGGGCUCAACAUUGAAUCUGCGUCGUUAAUGAUUGACCAGCAAAACGAAAACAGACACUUCCUCAUCGCAGUUGACCAUUUCGCGCAUUUCCGGCGCGCAAAUCAAUUCGUCGAAACGUAUAGCUUUAUGGUCGUCGAUCGAAAUAUUUGGUCAAUUUCGCCAGCGGAUACGCCAGGGCGUCGGAAGCGUCAGGGCAGUCACAAUUCCCUAUCACGCUUCGUUAUGGUGUCUCUCGCAGGCUGUCAGAUCAUCUCGAUGAUGACGCCAACGGAACAACUUCGGCACCUCUUAAGCGAGAGUCGCGGCGCCCUGCACGACGAUCCGAUCAAGACGUUCUUCGCGUAUUAUAAUUACCUCGAAGGAUGCGUCAUGUGCUUGCAGUUGAUUUGUGAUGGCGAUAUCGUCCCGCAGGUGUCACGUUGGGCCAGCGAGGCAUUCAAUUACUACGGCGGUGAGCCCCAGCUUGACGUAGCACUCACGAUGCCGAGCUCCAGUGGAUUCCGUCAGCCGUUCCCGAAUACGCAUCCUCAGGAGACGAUGAUGAACUCGAUGAACAUACCUUUCCAGCACCAGCAACAACAGCAGCCGUACGCGGGUGCAGGCGGGCAGUUCAGUGCGCCACACACCAUGAGUACGCCAUUUCGCCCGCCCCCCUAUAUGAACACACAGUUUAUUCCUGUGAGUCCAAUUGGCCCGACAGCUGCCACGUAUAUGCAACAUCCCGGUAUUCACCCAUACACUGGAGACAUGUCAAGGCAGAAUCAGCAAAUGCCAUCGCAGAUGCCGCAGCAGCAGCAACAGGCGCUUACGCACCAGCCGGGACAAUUGCAAGGACAAAUUAUCGAUAACAAUAAUCCACCAGGGUCAAUGACCGGUCUCACGACCAACUUCCAAUCGCUCAACCAGUCAUUUGCACACUCAUUCAAGCAUGACUCAAUUUUCGUCUAUUUCUCGAGGAUUCUUCGACCGAUCUUCGAGAGCCAACUGGCGAAGGAGGCCCCGCCACAUGCCGGAGAACGGGCGCGACUUUCGCUGGUGCUUACAUCAGCAGCACUCACCCCGGUACUUCAGCAACUGCACGGCUUUAAGACGUUCCUACACGAUUUCUGCAACGCCCCCGGUGGCUCAAACAUGUAUAUUCGCUCACAAGUGUUGCCUGCCACGGAUGCUAUGCAAUGGAAGCGAAAAGCAAUCCUCGAAGAGCAAAACUCAGUGAACAACUUACUUGUUCUCGUCACGCACACAAUGGAAGUUCUAAAUUUAUGGCGCGUAACAGCCGAACAUGAUAUCGAAGCGAUUUCACUUAACAUGAAACCGGAACUAUUCAACUAUCUGAAAGCAAUCACUGUGCGGGAAUUCAUUCUAUGCGAUAAGCAGUUACUGAGCGCGCUGGCGACAUCUAUCGUUGAUUCAUAUUUGCGUGACGGUGCAACCACGGCAGUCGUUUCUAAUAAACUUAAAGAGUUCUGUCCAUCCAUCUACGGCAAUGAGGACGCGUUGUAUACGGAGGCGUACGAGAUGCUCACAAAGGCUAGUGAGAUCACGAACGAGCGCGAGAAAGAGGAGAUGCUCAAGCAGGCGCUCCAACUCUGUCGAAAGGUCUCGGUGCAGGCGUUGCACCUAUCGAUGGUCUGCCGCAUCCUCGACUCGUCCCGGUACUAUGAGGGUUUACUGAAUAUCUGCUUAUGGGCUGCCCAUAAUGUGGACCCACACAAUUUCGCGUACGACCACUAUGAACAUGGUGAACCGCAAGACGACGACCGGGGCCGUAAAGCGUAUAUUGCGCGCAGAGAGUGCUAUCAACUCGUGACCGCGAUGCUUGACGGACUCUACCGAAAAGUACGACCCCAAGAUCAGCUUGACCCCGGGGAGAAUAACGUGGCUAACCAGCAAAAGUACGAUGAAAUGUUAACGCGGUGCAUUGAGUCACAGGAUCCGCUUCUUCAUAUGUGCGUAUUCGAUUGGCUUCUCGCGACCGAUCAGCGUGAAAAACUAAUCAAUUUACGAUCGAAAGGCCUAGAAAAAUACCUGCGACAUCGGACCGAAAGGGAGCCAACCUCAAUCACGACGCUGGAGCUGCUUGCCCGCCAUCACGAAGUCCACAAAAAGCUCGAGUCUGCUGUGCAUAUGUGGUUAAAUCUGGCCAACUGGCAAGGUGAGCUGCCACUGGAGAUUCGCACGACGUACCUAGCAAGGGCAUCGCUCUGCGCACAAUCCGGUGGAACCAACGAGCUUCAACAGCAGGUGGAUGAGACGCUUGAGGUGGCGAGAAUUCAAGAGGAAAUCGCUCGUCAUUUGCCAAACAACGAACGCGAAGCGAUCUCGAUGCGACUGUACCCGAUAAACGAGUUGUACACGCAGUUUGCGGAGAAGUACGACCUCCCCGAGUGUCAACUCCGUCUGUUAAUGUGUGUCGAACAUGCGGACGUAAAUCUGAUCAACUUCUUGUGGACGAAGCUCAUUGAACAAGCAUCAAGAAAGAAUGAUCUGCCUGGUGUUCUUCGCAAGGCAUGUCUAGUGUUUAAGGACGGACGUAACUUCUUCCCAGUCGAGCUUAUAGUCGCGCACUGUGAAAGGAUAGCCCUCAACACCCAAGUCGACCCAUUGUGGCUAGCUAAUAUUCUUGCUGAGUGCGGCAAAGAUUGGCCGUCGAUCGAGAGAAUCUAUUAUGACCUGUACCAGAGACCGCAAAUGCGAGGUAUGAGAGAGCAUCUAAUGAUCAUAUCAACGAGGAUUAUUUAUAAAAUGGCCGACUGUACUGACCUGAUUCCUCAAGCUGAAUUUCGCCCUGUUAUUAACGUCCUAAACGGGCACAUCGACACUUACUUGGUCGACACUCAGGCCCGUAUUACAGAUAAUAAUAUGAGGGCUCUUAACAAUGACCUUCAGCGGUGCAGAAGCAUGCUUGUGCGUGCUGCCCAGCAAUUCGGGAAUCCUGCCAAUUAGGGUCCGCGGUUAUCUCAACGUUUCUUGCAGAUAAUAAUUUUGUAGCUUUUGCAAGAGUCUUUAAGGAACGUUCUCGUUAUACCUUCCAUCCAUCCCCACCAUCGAAUAUUUUCAUCGGACCAGUCCAACGCUCAAUUGUAAACGAAGUUGCUUGAUUACGUCGAAUCACGUCGUUUCGGCGGAGCUUCUGUAUCCCGUGCCGUGCCGUGCAGGGGAGCAACACAAUCCUAAUUAAUACAGAGUGCAUCUAAGCUUACCGGUAGUUUCGACGUACUUAGCCGAAUAGAGGCGGUUGAAACAUGUCUAUGUAUUGCUAUAGGUGUAGGUAGACGAAAACGUAUAUUCGAUUGGAUCGACGGUUGUCUUGAGAGUUGACUUCCAGCUUGUGUCUCAUUCCUAAUAAUAUCUAACAACUUAAACUAGACGUAGCACACGGAUGGAAACGCGACCGGAGAAAGCCGAUAUUGAUACAUGAAAAUAAGCAACAACAGUCAGUGAUGAAUCGAGUCGACGUUACUAUUAUGAAACAUUACAUAGAUCUUUAGGAAUAUGUGACUAUUUGUGGUAGUUUUGUUUCCUGGUUGCUUUUCGGACGUUGAAAGGAUACAUGCGAGCGGUUAGCAGAUACACGUAUAGUCAUGAACAGGUAGAUCUGCCGUGAAUCCAUGCGAACGUGCUUAGAGACACUUCGAAAAGAUGCGCCACUCCGCACUCAAACACGAAUUGAAAU